This is a messenger RNA of Colletotrichum tamarilloi, 936 nucleotides long. RefSeq lists its product as uncharacterized. Bases 1 to 936 code for a protein of 311 amino acids. The record is from RefSeq and is a predicted model, not a curated record. The transcript has a single exon. Lineage: Eukaryota; Fungi; Ascomycota; Sordariomycetes; Glomerellales; Glomerellaceae.
AUGUACCCUCUGCUCGAGAACAAUUAUUGGAAGCGUGACAGAUUGAAGGCUACCGACAUUCUCAGAACCUGGCGUCAAGACGCUGCCCGCCUUUUACCGUUUGACGAUGUCGACAACGAAGAGCUUGGAAACACAGGUGUUGAAGAGGAGGAAGAGAUAGAGGAAGACUCUGUCGAAGAGGACCGAGAUGUCCGAAGUCUUUCCCGCUCCCUACAGCAGUGUGGAAUGAACGACCAACACGAUACAGAAGAAGACACUGAAGACGUCAUUUUCGUUGCAGAACGACCCGCGCCAAGCAAGAAGAGAAAGGCGGAGAGUCCAUUGAGCCCAGUCAUUACACCCAAGAGAGCGAAGCAUCAUCAAUCCGUCGACAAGUCCGUUUACGACGUCGAGAGCUCCGACGACGACAUCAUUGUGCGCCGCCGACGGCCCCUUGCGAAGUCUGCAGGUCUUCCUAGAGUAUGGCCCGCUGGAACGCUCAUCACACCUCCUCAAAGCGACGGAUCGUCACCCACGGUCUUAGUCGACUCUGAUAGCGACGACCAGGAGCCCCUUUCGAUAAGUAGACGCCGAGAUCGUCUUGUUACCUCGACCGACUCGGACAGCGAUGAUCAAGAGCCCCUUUCGAUGGGAAGACGUCGAGGCCGUCGUCUGUUUGAGCGCAAGGAAUCGCCCAAGCCUUCGAUGGAGCGUCAGUCGCAACUCGGUCUCUCGCCCAUCCGGACCGUCGCGACUAUCGAACCAGUCGAAGCGCCCAAGGAUAAGCAUAACUGUGUUGCGGCCCUCGAGGACCUUUUUGAUUCCGUCAACAGAUCCCGUGAUCAGUUCACGGGAGAGGAGUGGAAGCAGGCGGAUCGUCAAUUGGAAGAGAUGGGGAAGCGGAUGAAGAGAAUGAGCAAGAUGGCCAAGACUAAGAGAAUGGAUAGAAGUCCUUAG